UUUAUCUGCCUCUCUUGAGCCAGAAAGCCUUGGGCUUGGCAGUGCCAAUAGCAGCCAAGACUCUCUUCACAAAGCCCCCAAGAAAAAAGGAAUCAAGUCUUCAAUAGGACGUUUGUUUGGUAAAAAAGAGAAAGCUCGACUUGGACAGCUCCGAGGCUUUAUGGAGACUGAAGCGGCAGCUCAGGAAUCUCUGGGGUUAGGCAAACUUGGAACUCAAGCUGAAAAGGAUAGAAGACUGAAGAAAAAGCAUGACCUUCUUGAAGAAGCUCGGAGAAAAGGAUUACCCUUUGCUCAGUGGGAUGGACCCACUGUGGUUGCUUGGCUAGAGCUCUGGUUGGGAAUGCCUGCUUGGUAUGUGGCCGCUUGCCGAGCCAAUGUGAAAAGUGGUGCCAUCAUGUCAGCUUUAUCCGACACGGAAAUCCAAAGGGAAAUUGGAAUCAGUAAUCCUCUACAUCGCUUAAAGCUCCGGUUAGCUAUCCAGGAGAUGGUUUCUCUAACAAGUCCUUCAGCUCCUCCAACAUCACGAACU
Messenger RNA from Castor canadensis (American beaver), 529 nucleotides. The record is from RefSeq and is a predicted model, not a curated record. NCBI's taxonomy places the organism in Eukaryota, Metazoa, Chordata, Mammalia, Rodentia, Castoridae.